AAUUCACUGUUUGUCUUAAGUACCUUUUACCCCUGCUUUUACUUCUGGAUCAUGUUUCACAUUCUAAACUAUGUUGCCGCCUGGUAGUGCUUGGAAUAUUACUCUGCUAGCUUAUUUUCAAGGAUUUAUGUUGCGGUUAACUUAAGGUAGCUACUGAGCAAAAAGGUGGAAACACUUCCAUAAAUGAGGGACAACCUGUAUUGAUGCAGGUGCUUCUACACAGGUGUGGAUCCUGUGGUCAUCCAUGCUCAUAGUACUUGUUUUCAGCUGUAAGAUGCAGUUACACAUGUGUAAAGUAGACUGAGAGACAGCUUGAGGUUAAAUAUAAAUAGUAGAUGUAAAAUAGUUCGUCAUAUGUCCUAAGAUGCUCUGUGUCUGCUGAGGCUUGUGUUCGUAUACCCAGUUUCACCACUCCGCAUACCAUUCGUAUGCGAAGGUUUGGCUGGUGUCAGUGCCUAGUAUAUUUAGCACUGGCAAGGUAAACUGAAAAUAAAGCGCAAAUACCCAGUAUUCUUGUUACACUGAUGCAACCACGCACAAGUUAACGUCCACAACCUGGGUCGAAAAUUAAAUACGGCCGGUAUUUCCCUGAAAGUCUUCGGUAGAAUAUUUAUUGGUGGAUGAAAUGCGAAUUUAUCGAAGAGGGAAAUCAUUACAACAGGCUACCAGCAUAGUUGGUGAAACACCGGUGGCAAAUACUCCGUCGAUGCGGUAAAACGGGGACGCACUGCUUUCUAUUUCAAGACCACGCUGAGUCAGGUAGUUUUUGUGACUUGGAAUAACUCAAACCAACGCUCUGGCGGAUAGGGACGGUUUUGAAAAAUCGGAUGAUACAAACCACAACAAUGGAUUGCUCACCAGACCACUGUGACAGAAUUGAUCCUGACAUGUCAAUAACUGUGCAACAGGACGAAUCGAUUGGUGCAGGGGUUGUCGACGAUGACGACGAAAUUGAAGGGCUUCGCAACAGUUUGAAGGAAAUGGUGCAGGAUCAAGCCGUAAAACCAAAGCUACAGUGCGUCAUGAUGGACCCCUCCUUCUCCAUGGUUACUGUCCAGAGCGAGGACAGCAAGAUUGUGUGGGAAACGGCCUCCAGCAGAUGCUCCUCUCCCUGGGCCUCUGAUGCCAGCACUACCUCAGAGGCCUACAGCAUUCAGGGUUCUGGGACUGCAGGCAAAAUUAUCUUCAUCAUGGACGAGGACAAAAUAAUCAGGAGAAAGAAAAAGACCAGGGGGAAGCGGGGUGAGAAGUUUAAAAGGCUCUCUCCCAGACCCGUAACUCCAGAGCAACUGAAAGGUGCCGACGAAAGGCUGGCAAUGGCAGAGGUGUCUGUGCCUAAUGUAAGUCCUCAAGGUACAGCUGAAAACGAAGAACCAACGCGGCAGGAAGAACACAAGGAGAAAGACUUAUUCAAUAUAGUCUCUGAGGGCUCAGAGAUACUAAACAUCAUAGUUCCCUCAAGGCUCCCAACUGUGGACGAAGAGGAAAGUAGUGAAAUGGCAGAGAACCUGUCUUAUUUGGGGCAAACCGAAAUGGUAAAAUCAUAUCCAGUUAGUGAAGAAACAGAGACAGAGACAGACAGUCAUGAGCUGAAUGUGUUGGCUGAGGCUAAGGGUGGAGAAGAAGAGCAGAGCUCUACGGACAAAGAACCUCUGGAACAAGAUGCAUCACACUGUCCUUCAGUCAGCAAACUAGUGACAAGGGAUGGAACUGGUGGCACAGAUUAUUUUGAGAAGUUCACAUUGCUGGAUGAGACCACUCCACCUGACCUGCCUCUUGAAAAGACGGAGAUCAAGCUUUCAAAUUCUAAUGAGGGAGCAGAGGCAACAGAAAAUCAAGAGCCGUCGGCCUCUAAAAACCCAGAGGCUCUCAGCCUCUCCGGUGAUAUUGCGGGCGCUCAUUUAGAUGACAUUUUUUAUGGUGGUGGCUGUCGUGAUGAACCAGACUGUUCAGCUGCUAAUCAAAAUCUUGCAGAAGGAGAAGAGGAACAUGGCACAAAGGAGGAAGAAGUGCCAAAAUCUCCUCUCAAGGAGAGUGGUUCAGCUUUGUUCGGUAGUGAAGAGAUGAUACUUACUCCAAUUUUCCUCUCGCCUGGGCCUCCAAAAAUUAUUGAUCCAUCCCUCUUAGAGGAGCCAAGAGCAAUGUCGUUCCUUUACACCGAUCUGUAUGAGGAAGCAGUGGGGGACAGGAAGAGGGGUGAGGAGUGCUCAGACGUAGAGAGCACAGUCUCUGAGAGAUCCUUGCGCAAACGGCUAUCCGAUGCAGAUGAUGCAAGUGGAUAUUUAGAAAAAUUUAUUUUAAAAGAUGAAACUCCACUGGUUAAGGAUGAACCCACAAAAGAAGGCAAUGAAGAGGAAAAAUUAAAAAUGUGGCCAGAAAACACAUUGGAACUAAUGGGUUUCCUAACUGGCGUGAAAGAAGAGGCUAUGGAAGAAAAUACAAAGCCAGAUGAAGUAACUGAGAACUUUUUUGUUGCGCCAUAUGAAGAAAAUGAUGAAACAGUGACAUCAGAGAACACAAGAUUAGAGGAUGAAGUGUUUCAGCCCCCUGCUGAGGUUCAAGAAAGUAAACACAUUCAACAGGAAGCGGUGACCUGCCAUGAAAAAUCCAAAGAUAAACCUGAAGAAAUGGUAGUGGAACAGACAGACAGCCCAGAAAAUGAAACAAGCGCUGAGUAUAAGGAAUCAAAAUCUCUUGUGGAGAAAAUGACUGAAAACAAGGAGAGCAAGGAAGAAGAUCUGUCUAAAUAUGUACCCUCCUCAACUGCAGUUGAUACAGGGCCCCAUGGGGCAGAAAUGUGUAUACAAAAAGCCCCGAUGCUCGAUAAAGUAGCAAAAACUGACAUUUCCCAACCAGUAUCUGAAGACACUUCUGAGUCACAGCUACCUCAUGCUGCCUCUGUUGGUGCUACAGAUUUAUUUAUCAAAGGAAAGGAGAAAAUCCCUCAGAGGGAAGAGUCCAGUCCACAUCAAGGUCUUGACAACAGCAAAGGGACAGGCAUUCUGAAAAACACACAUGAAGAUAUAAUCUGUGUGGACAACAAGGAAGUACAAUGUGCUCUGGAAUCUACUGCCACCCAUGCUGAUUGUGAUAAGGUCUCAAAAACGGUUAAGCAAAAAGGGGAAAUGCUAAGCUUAUCACCUUUGCUCCCAGUAAGAACAGUUCAAGAAGAAAACGAGGAGAAAGUAGAGAAAGAUUCAGCUGAAAAAGAGAAAGUUCCAUCUUCACCCCUAGAGGAUCUGCCAGAGUGCUGUAAUGAGGCAUUUAUCACUGAGCCACCUGAGAUGUAUCGAGAUCAGGAUGACGGAAAUGUAGAGGCCACAGCUUAUGAGAUGAUAAACCAGCUAGAAGUCUGUGGGCCCCUAAAAACAGAGACAGAGGAAGUAAAGGAAAACAAAACAGGGGAACAGUCUGAACAUGGCUUUGACUCUGUGGAAGAGCCAACCAGAGAUUCAUCAUCCAAGGAGGCAGUUGAGGUAGACAAUGAGUGUGCUGAGGUUGUGGAUGAGACACCCUUGGAGGAAGAUAAACAAGAAAAUGAUUCCAAAAUGUCAAGAUUUAGAUUCUGCGUGGUGUGCCGAUGCAUAAUUUCAUCUUUAAAUACACCUUUUGGUGAACAUAAAGGCCAUGAUGUGUCAACAUUGGAUAAGGCAUAUGAUGACAUAAAGGGGAAACUGAAACAGUGGAUAUCAGUUUUACAAGGAAGGUCCGAAAAGAUUGAGGACUUGGUGUCUGAGUUGGAGCAGGCAUACAAUUCAAUAGAGGACAACUGUAAAACCAACGCGCAGUCGCUGGAUGAGCAGAAUGAGGAGAUGGUGAAGGCAGUGGUGGAGCAGUACAAUGAGAUGUCUCGCAGCAUGGCGGAGAAGAAGAGGCUCAGGCUGGAGCGGCUCGGCAUCCAGAUCGGAACGUUCCAGGAACGCAUCGAGUCUGCCAAGGAAGCUCUGGAAAGGGAGGCCAAGGAGGUGGAGAAGCCCGACCCGCCCUCCCUCGUAUCUUCUUCCAAAGACAUUAACAAAAGCCUGAGCAGAGCCCUGGAGUCCACUUUGUCUCUAGAGCCGGUGCUUGAGAACUACAGCAGAGGCCCUGAGGGCAGAGGACAGAAGGUUUUGAAAGACAUCCUGGUUCCACGAGAGCCAUACUUGCUGGUACAGGAGGCCAACUCAGCCACCUGCACCUCCAUCACCGUUUUCUGGAGGGUCAGCGAGGAGGAUGUCAUCGACUGCUUCCAGGUCAACUACGUAGAAGAAUCUCAUGAAGGUGCAUAUCCUGCUUUUGGUUUGUUUGCUUGUUAUAAUUUCUUUUGGAUUGUGCUGGAUUUAAUCCCAUCUGUGUCAGAGGUGUGCAUAGUGACAGUGAAGGAGAGCUACUGCACUCUGGAGGAGCUGGCCCCAGACAAGUGCUACAGGGUGUGGGUGAUGGCACUGAACUAUGGCGGCUGCAGUUUGCCCAGUGAGAAACAGCCCUUCAGGACUGCUCCCUCUGUCCCAGAGAUCCUUCCGGAGCAGUGUACGGUGUGCUGGGACACGGCCGCCAUCCGCUGGAGCAGCUCCUGCCCGGCUGCAGCAGAGAGCUUCACCCUGGAGUACUGCCGACAGAACACCUGCGAGGGAGAGGGUCUCCGAUCCAUAUCUGGCAUAAAGAACAAUGAACAGAGCGUUCUCCUGCAGCCAAAUGAGAACUAUCUGUUCCACAUCAGAGCAGUGAACUUUGCUGGAGCCAGUGAGCGAAGUGAGGCCGCUUUGAUCUCUACCUCAGGCACCAGAUUCCAUUUGCUAAAGGACACAGCCAGUCCAGGACUGGUGCUGUGCAAGGACAACAUGGUGCGCUACCCAGAGGAGGCUUUCAACAGAAGCACCGCACCCAAUGUGUGUCAGGAAAUUCUGGGAGAGCUGCUCCCUCCCCGAGGAAUACACUACUGGGAGACGAUGGUGGAGGGCAGUGAGGGCUAUAGGAUUGGUGUGGCCUAUCACACCACCGCACGGAAAGGCCAGCUGGGAGAGAACAGCACUUCCUGGUGCAUUCACUGCAUUGCCACGUCAACCAGUCGACGGUACGAGCUGCUCCAUAACAGCACGCAGAUGUCCAUAAUCAUGGCGGAGGUGCCCGCCAGGAUCGGCACUCUCCUGGACUACCUUCACGGGUGUCUGUCCUUCUUCAAUGCCCGGAGUGGGCAACUCUUGGGGUCCUGCUACCACAGGUUCAGUGAGCCCUGCCACCCUGUGCUGGUGCUGGAGAGACCGGGCACCUUGGCACUGCACCCAGUCACGGAGGUGCCUGACUUUGCCAAGUGCUGCUGAAUCUGCCCCCCCCCUCACACUGUUCCAAAUGGGUGUUUCUCAAGGAACAGGGGUGUGGUUCUAUGUUUUCACAUCAGAUGAGAGAGUCUGCGAGUCUAUGUCCCUGGGCUCAUGAAGGCGUGCAGGGUUCAUGUUUUUGUUAUUCUUAUCAUGUGCUGUUUGAGCUGACGUGCCUGCACCCUGCUUUUCUGAGCACGGGCAUGUGUUAUGAGUGAAGUGUGGUUAUAUCACAAUCACUGUACUUGCCAUGCUCAUUUCCAUGACCUGAAUACAGUUGAGCGUAUAACAUUUUUAACCACUGUUUUUCUUUAUGAAGUGUACAUGUUCUGAGAGGGGUUUGUAAAUAAAAACAAUGCAAUUAUGUAUGUAAUGGAAAAAACUAGAAUAUCUUUAGGAUUUUUAAGAUGUAUUUUUUCAGUGUUAGGCAAAGUUGUUUAGGUGUUUACACAAAAGCUGUUUUUUCAUUGUGGAAUUGGUUUGAUUUCAACUUAUUUACAAGUUAAUUGCCAUUGUGAUGCAGAUAAUGAUGUAACUAUGAAAGCUGAGAACUGACCUCGGGACAUCACACUGGCCUGUUUAGUGGCAAGAGAUGAGAUGAUAUUGAUACCUGGCACAGUGUGAGUGUAAUGCAAGCCGUUUAUCAGACUUUUGCUCUGAGGUGUUGAAACUUCCUGGUGAUGAAAGCUUGGGAUAAGCGUGCGCCAGGGUUUUAUUUGGGCACGCUGGAAUGAAAUGUGCAAGUAUAUCCCCGUGAGCAUACUGUCACUUUAAGGGAUUCAGUGCCCCUGCCUCAGUUGAAUACUUUCAGUACAACUGAAAUGGAGUGAAAGUUAACAGGGAAAGCAGUUUUAGCUCAUUUUUAUUUCAAGUUGAAAGUACUAACACAUUUUAUAUUUUAAGUAAUGCAAAGAGCCUUUCAGUUAAAGUGAACACUAGCUGGAGAGGUUGACUUACCUACCUUACCUGGGAAGGUUGACAUACAUCAUUGGUAGGCUUAUUCUGUGUGUACUUGCGUGUACUUACAUAUUAAAUAUUGUGAAAUGCAUUUGAUUUUUAUUUAUUUAUUGGACUUAAAAAAAAUUGUUUCAGAAAGAUACUUUCUUAUGUUCCAGAAAGCACACAUAUACACACAAGGGGAAGUGGGGAAAUUGCUAAUGAUAUUUUAAGUGUAGCAUCUUUUCAAGUUCUGGUUUAUGGAUUGUUUUAUAUGGUGCUCAGGUUUUGUAUUUGUUUGUUGUGAUGUAAUGUAAUGUACAGAACCUGAGAGUAUUACACAUUUAGUUACACCGUUUUUGUGCAAAGAUAUCUGAGGUUAUAGAUAUGCAUCAAAUGAUAUUAAUCAUGAUAUUUUAAGGAAAAUAGAUAAAAGAAAUAUCAUUUUGGGCCUACAUUGGUCACUUAUAUAUUUACAAGCUGAUUGCAUUACUGUCUAAGACUUUAAUUGUUCCCCAAACAAAACAUUAAAACAUGUGCUAUAAAACAAAUAAAUUAAGUACCAAAGUUUCUAUAUUUAAUUUCUACAUACUCAAUUUGACUACAAUAAUUUGUACUCAAACCUAUACCUCUGUUACCCCUUUAAUUUAGUCAAA
This is a messenger RNA of Anguilla rostrata (American eel), 6889 nucleotides long. RefSeq names its product cardiomyopathy-associated protein 5-like. Lineage: Eukaryota; Metazoa; Chordata; Actinopteri; Anguilliformes; Anguillidae. Bases 828 to 5300 code for a protein of 1490 amino acids. Gene Ontology annotation, cellular component: cytoplasm. The record is from RefSeq and is a predicted model, not a curated record. Gene Ontology annotation, molecular function: protein binding. The transcript is spliced from 13 exons.